This is a messenger RNA of Pyrgilauda ruficollis (rufous-necked snowfinch), 1329 nucleotides long. Its product is annotated as speckle targeted PIP5K1A-regulated poly(A) polymerase-like. The annotation marks the transcript as partial. Gene Ontology annotation, molecular function: poly(A) RNA polymerase activity. The transcript has 4 exons. NCBI's taxonomy places the organism in Eukaryota, Metazoa, Chordata, Aves, Passeriformes, Passeridae. Gene Ontology annotation, cellular component: mitochondrion. The record is from RefSeq and is a predicted model, not a curated record.
GCUGCUCCGUUGUCCCCUACGGCUCCUCUGUCAACGGCUUCGACGUCCACGGCUGCGACCUGGACCUGCACCUGGAGCUGGGGGACCCCCAGAGCCCAGAGACCCCAAACGGGGACCCCCAAAUCCUGGAGACCCCAAAUGGGGACCCCCAGAGCCUGAGACCCUCAAAUGGGGACCCCCAAAUCCCAGAGACCCCAAAUGGGGACCCCCAGAGCCUGAGACCCCCAAAUGGGGACCCCCAAACCCUGAGAACACCAAAUGGGGACCCUCAGAGCCCAGAGACCCCAAAUGGGGACCCCCAAACCCUGAGACCCCCAAACGGGGCCCCCCAGAGCCCGGGGACACUGCUGGGGGAUGGGGACCCCCCUUCCCAUGGGUCCCUUUUGGGGGACAAGGACCCCCCCCUCAAGGGGUCAUUUUUGGGGUCCGACAGGUCCCAUCUGGGGUCCGAGGGGUCGCUUUUGGGGUCUCCCUUGGGGGACAGAGACCCCUCCCUCGAAGGGUCCCUUAUGGGGUCCGAGGGGUCCCUUUCGGGGGACAAAGGUUCCCUUUGGGGGUCUGAGGGGUCCCUUUUGGGGUCCCUUUCGGGUGACCGAGACCCCUCCCUCGAAGGGUCCCUUAUAGGGUCCGAGGGGUCCCUUUUGGGGUGCGGGGGGUCCCUUUUGGGGUCCCCUUCGAGUGACCGAGACCCCCUUUUGCCUUCCGAGCCCGCCUCUCCCGCGGGGUCCCCGUGCGGCUCUGAGGGGGGGUCCCUGUCGGGGGCUGAGUCCUCCGAGGCCGAGGGGUCCCUGUCGGGGUCCGAGGGGUCCCUUUUGGGGUGCGGGGGGUCCCUUUUGGGGCGGGGGGCCCCCCCGGAGCAGGUGCUGGCGCUGGUGGGGGCGGUGCUGCGGCGCUGCGUGCCGGGGGUCCGGGGGGUCCGCGCCGUGCCCGGGGCUCGGCGCCCCGUGGUCAAAUUCAGCCACAAACAGUCCGGGCUGGCCGGGGACGUGUGCCUGGACAACCGCCUGGCGCUGUUCAACACGCGCUUCCUGCGCCUCUGCGCCGACGCCGACCCCCGGGUGCGGCCCCUGGGCUACGCCCUGCGCCUCUGGGCGCGGGGGCAGCGGCUGGCAGGGAACCGGGCCGGGGGCGGCCCCCUCCUCACCAACUACGCGCUGACGCUGCUGCUGGUGCUGUUCCUGCAGAGCCGCAGCCCCCCGGUGCUGCCCUCCGUGCGCCGCCUCCGCCUCCUGGCAGGGCCCCAGGACCGUGCCCAGGUCGGGGGGUGGGAUUGCAGCUUCCCCCGGGACGCGGCGGCGCUGGAGCCCAGCGGGAACAGCCAGAGCGCCG